AUGGUUUUACCUAAAAGGCUAUGUCUCAUGCGAAUCGCUGAAAGCAAAUCUCUAUGUUUGGGAAGUGCAAUUGUCCACAAAUCACAUUAUUCGAAUCUGAUCUUCAAUGCACACAAGGUGUUCGACGAAAUUCCUAACUUGAAUGUGGUUUCCGGUACAGCUGCGAUUGGGAGCUUCGUGAAGCAAAACAGACACGUAGAAGCAAGCCAUGCUUUCAAAAGGCUCUUGUAUUUGGGCAUCAGACCAAACGAGUUCACUUUCGGCACUGUCAUUGGGUCCUCUACAUCUAUGAAAGAUGUCAAAUUUGGGAAGCAGCUACAUGGAUUUGCGUUAAAGAUGGGACUUUCGUCGAAUGUGUUUGUUGGUAGUGCGGUUUUGAACUGUUACGUGAAGCUGAGCACGUUGAUAGAUGCUCGUAGAAGCUUUGAUGAUACUAGAAAUCCCAACGUAGUUUCUAUUACUAAUUUGAUAAGUGGGUACUUGAAAAGACAUGAUUUUGAGGAAGCCCUUUCAUUGUUCAGAGCAAUGCCGGAGAGAAGCGUUGUUACUUGGAACGCAGUGAUUGGUGGGUUUAGUCAGACAGGAAGGAAUGAAGAAGCUGUGAGUACUUUUGUUGAUAUGUUAAGGGAAGGUUGUGUGGUGAUGCCUCCUAAUGAAUCAACCUUCCCUUGUCUUAUAACAGCUAUUUCCAAUAUAGCUUCUCACGGUGCUGGCAAAAGCAUCCACGCAUGCGCAGUCAAGUUCUUGGGUGAGGAUUUCAAUGUCUUUGUUUGGAACUCUCUGAUUAGUUUCUACUCGAAAUGUGGGAACAUGGAAGAUAGUCUUCUUGCUUUCAACAAGAUCCAAGAACAAGAACGGAACGUUGUGUCUUGGAACUCUAUGGUUUGGGGUUACGCGCACAACGGGAGAGGAGAGGAAGCUAUAGCUAUGUUUGAGAGAAUGAUUCAAGAGACGAACCUGAAACCAAACAGUGUGACACUUCUUGGAGUCUUGUUUGCGUGUAACCACGCGGGGUUAGUCCGUGAAGGUUACUUGUAUUUUAAGAAAGCAGUGAAUGGUUAUGAUGAUGAUCCAAACUUGCUACAACCUGAGCACUAUGCUUGUAUGGUGGAUAUGCUGUCUAGAUCAGGGCGUUUUGAAGAAGCAGAGGAGCUUAUCAGAAGCAUGCCUCUUGAACCAGGGAUUGGGUUUUGGAAGGCUUUGCUUGGGGGAUGCCAGAUUCACUCCAACAAGCAACUGGCUAAAUUAGCGGCGUCUAAGAUCUUGGAGAUGGAUCCUAGAGAUGUUUCGUCGUAUGUUAUGCUUUCGAAUGCUUACUCUGCUGCGGGGAAGUGGGAGAAUGUGUCGGAGAUACGGAGGACGAUGAAGGAAAUGGGUUUGAAGCGUGUUACGGGUUGUAGUUGGAUUGAAGUUAGGAACCAAGUUCGUGUCUUUGUCAAUGCUGACAAGAACCACGAACUCAAGGAUGAAGUUUAUAGGAUGUUGGGACUUAUUACACAAAUUCUUAAGAGAGACGAAGAUGAAUGUGUGGAAGACGUGUGA
Messenger RNA from Microthlaspi erraticum, 1542 nucleotides. NCBI's taxonomy places the organism in Eukaryota, Viridiplantae, Streptophyta, Magnoliopsida, Brassicales, Brassicaceae. The record is from the annotation of a GenBank genome assembly.